GCGCCAGGUCAGUCCAUUCUAGGUAUACAGUACGUGCCCUUCUCAUAUCCUCUGAUCCUAAGUUUGAGGAUAACGAACGACCGUCUAGGGGAUCAAAAAAGGGCUACUUGACCAUUAGUGUUGCUAACUUUAUCGGAAGCUAUGGAUGAAGAAGAACGCCAGAGGCGUAUGCAGGAGCUUCAAAUGGCGGAUUUGGGCAGUGCACGCCGUGAAUAUAUAUCGACCGUUGAUGACGCCCCGAACAAGUACCGCCAUGUUGGGUUGGAUCAGAUCGAGGCCAUGCGGGCAGCCAACAUGAAGGGUUCUAAAGUGCAGAAAUUGGCAGAAGCCAACAAGACUCAGUUAAGUGCCUGGAACAACGCGCACCAAACAAUUGGGGGUGAUGUCCAGUUGGAAGAUCUGGAUAGCAUGAUGUCCGGACAGAGUCACCGUGCCCAGCUCUGUGAUUUGAUUCAAUCAAAAGGUGGACAGAAGUAUAUUCACGGCCCAACAGCUCCUCCCAAUGGGCGCUCCAGAAGUACCCAGCCGCCCAGAGGUUCCAGGGGAAUUGGGCGUGGUGGAGGAGUAGCGGGAAGCCGCGCCCGUGGCAACUUUUCAAGAACAUCAUUUGGCCCCCAAAGUACUCCUUCACCGUGUGUGCUUGGGUCUGGUGGAGGCCACGCUGUUGAAAGCACCCCAGACCGGCGCCGAUGUCUGGACCCUGCACGCUCCGACGCGGCUGAGAAUUUCCGUGAAAAAGACACCAAGAUAGGGAAAGCAGGAGUUACUCCACGGACCCCUAGAAGUGAUAGAGGCUCCGGUGGACUAGGCCGUCCAGGCAUGGUUAAAACCAGACGGGUUGUUGAUCCAAGCGCCAACUCUGAGGCAAUGUUCGCCGACCCAUCAGACUUCAUGGCAGUUGCGAAAGUACAUAAUGCUUCUUGCCCUUCUGAUCCCCCUAAGCCAACGCGGAAUGCAGCAGCCCAGCCUAUGACUCCAUCCAAUCAAACCAAGCAAGAGAAUGCCGCUAAGGAAGAAGUGUGCAUUCAGGAAGGAGCUUCACAUAAUGGAGUGCUGGAAGAACACAUUAAAGGGGGAACUCAAAAGCGAAAAAAUGAAGAUACUAUUAGCGCCACGCUCGCGAAUGACCUACAGCUCAAAGGAACUAUAUUACCGGAGCACGAUGCAAAGUCAACUUCGGGAAAUACUUGGGCUAUUCAAGUAGAUAGCCUCCCCUCUGGUGGUAUUGGACCUGGGCAGACUGACUUUGGUAAACUAAAGACAGAUAAAAGGUUUAGAUCAAGCCUUCCUCAGCCAAUUCAUGCAUCAGAAGAGUCGACACUCCUGAUCGACCUGAUGCGGAAAAGUCGAUCACCUUCAAACCCAGCAUCCGCCAUUCGCCCUCGACAUAUGGAUUCAGGAAAUAUAGCUCCUAUGUCAUCCUUUCUGACUAAUACUCCUCCGUCCAUGCGGAUGUUGCUGCCGGAAAUACCAACCAGCUCGGCUGGUGCAAAAGCAGUUGGGAACUCUCAGAAUGGAACUAGCAAUGCAGCUCUGAAGGCUGCACUCGACUUGCUUAUUGACAGGCUACAGAGAGAACUGCACCAAGUGAACCAGAUUAUUGAGGAUACUCCCGGGCCUAUCGAGCUCACAGGUAUAGGAAUUUAUUUGCUAAAGCGGAAGCAGCAAUUAGAAAGCGAAAUAGCGGAAGCAAUUGAGAUGGAGAGUGAUAUUGUACUCCCGUUCAGUGCAUUGACAUUAGAAGACCCUUCUCAUAAGGAGCCAAAUGAGGAGCAUAAUGUCUCUCAAGAAAUGCCCAUCCCAAAGGUCCCAGUUGUUUCCAUGGAUAAAAAGGAGGUAGCUCCGCUGAUUCCUGGAUCGGGGUCUACAGCGAUGUCGUUUGGCAAGCCAAAUGUUGGCCCCCAGGAAGUUCUGCUCAUGUCCAACAACACACCACCGAUUCCUACACCCACUUUAUCUACUUUCACUAACUCAGUACACGAUAUUAUCGGUGACCAUUUAUUGCCAGGAAGGAAUCCUUCGAGCAUCAAAUCAGAUCUAGAAACGCCAAAAGUACUAAGUGGAAACAGUAGCCUUCAUGACUUUUCCACCCCCCCUGCUGGUCCUGCAACUGGAGAAGCAAGGCCGGCGCCGCAUGGUGCAGUAGCGUUUGAUCAUAGUUCCUCUGUUAACCAACUACAAGUGCGAGAUACGCCUAAUAUCCCGGACAACGCAAUAACUCGACAAUAUUUGGAAUCUACUUCUGAGACAAGUAAGCGCUCAACUGAACCACGGAAUUUGCCUCUAAAUGGGCAGCGGAAUCACCAUUUGUUGACUGCGACACAGCAGUUAUCAAGUUUUGCAAUUCAUCCCCUGGAGCAAAGCAGCGAACCGCCCUCUCCCAUUUGCUACAUGACUGCAGUAGUACAAUCCCCUGUCGCACCAUACCAACCUAAGCCUGCUCCCCAGGGCCCACAGUGCGUCUCUUCUCCAGGGCUGGGGGUACCGCCUAAACCGAGUGAAAUGAAGCCCAUUGCACGGAACUUUGCUCCUAAGUUUCCUAUGUCAGCGGCAACGAUGCAAUAUUCCGGAGCAUUGUUCCAACGUCAGGAACAAAAUGCAGUACCAAAGUCUCCUGACACUACAACACCAUCUUGCCACAACCCACCUGUUGACCCUAGUAAGCCUAUCACUCCAGCCUUUGUGUCCAGGUUCCCAGUGUCAGCCGCAACUUUGCAAUACUCCGGGACGAUAUCCCAUGCUAGCAUUCAAGCAACAGACCCCCCGCCGCCAGCAGGACAGGAAGGUCGCAACGCUUCUACUGUGAGCGCCACACGCAAAAUUUCUGAAGCUUCUGUAUCCUCCUCAAUUAACCCGCCCCGACUUAGUGGACUAGAAAAUUCCAAAUGGGCUACACCAGCAGAUGCACCUACUUCACCCAAAGGGGCGAGCAAGGGACGGCCAUCACCCAGACCAAGAAAAGAUGGAAAAGGUAUUGAUAUGUUUAUCGCAGAGAUGGCAAAGCAUCAAGUCACAGUGUCCCAACGCACCAUGGAGGAGUCAACAACUAAUAGCGGGCCGUCGAAGCGCCAGAAGGAGUCCCCUGGCCUUGCGAGCUCUAAAUGGGCUAGCUAGAUUAGGUUUAUCAAUGCUUGGUGCCGAGCUACGGAGUCUAGAGUGAACGAGGGGAAGAAGUAUGAACUUUGGCUGAAGAUGCGGUUACCCAUAACUGUGUCCUAAUUUGCGUUCCCAGCGUGUUAUCCGUUUUCUUUGCCCAUGAUUGAUGAUCUGCCCUUGCAAUUACCCCCUUCCACCGGCUGUAUUGCAACACCCAUGGAGUAUCAUUCUGUGAACUCUCCAUGAAUAUUCCCGAUGUUGUUUAUUAGAUGCGACCCACAGUUUAGUUUCUCGCAAGUAAUAAUAGCCCUGCACUCUGCACUUUUCUUUUCUUUUCUUUUCUUUUCUUUUCUCUGUGUUUUUGUUUUUUUGUUCUGCACCCCUUUUCACCUUCCUUUUUUUUAAAAAAAGAAAACGCCAAAGUACCAAACCCGUUUCCUUAAUAUUUCCAGCCAAAAAAAGAGGUACUUUUUGAUUUGUUCGAAUGCACAAGCCAAACAUCCCUAUGGACUCUCUAAUAUUACUUUGAAAAAUUUCCGAUUCUACAAAGCUUCCGCAUUGUACACUUUGGUACUCAAUUGUUUCAAAUCAAUGUAAACUGUUUGUUGAUAGGUUUCACUGAUAUACGCAUAGAUUUCGUUCUUCAGCUAAGAAUAAAUAUAGGGGCCAUAUCCACGUUAAUCACCAGGGACUCCAACGAGAGUACUAUAACGGGACAUGGAUCACCAGGAUGAACGGUCGAAGUUGGAGGAGCCUUACAGCAAUCAGAACCUGUAAGCCACCAUGGCAGUAUUGGUAUCCAGAAACGUAUGUUCUGUUAUGGCCAAAAAUUUAUAUCACAAGUGCAUCAGUGAUAUGUAAUCGAAAUAAUUAAUGACUACUAUUGGUCCACCUGGUUUCCCUCAACGGAUGGAAAUCAGAGGAGAAACAGGAGGAAGGAGGGGAAGCUGCAGCGACCAACUAUAGGAAAUGAAAAAAAUUCAUGUUCCAUUUUGC
Blastomyces dermatitidis ER-3 is the source of this 4092-nucleotide messenger RNA. RefSeq lists its product as uncharacterized. The transcript is spliced from 5 exons. Bases 142 to 3114 code for a protein of 990 amino acids. Lineage: Eukaryota; Fungi; Ascomycota; Eurotiomycetes; Onygenales; Ajellomycetaceae. The record is from RefSeq and is a predicted model, not a curated record.